Molecule: messenger RNA, 3744 nt
Organism: Bactrocera latifrons
Lineage: Eukaryota; Metazoa; Arthropoda; Insecta; Diptera; Tephritidae
Gene: dre4
Product: FACT complex subunit spt16
Exons: 9
Coding region: 267-3647 (1126 amino acids)
Biological process (GO): positive regulation of transcription elongation by RNA polymerase II; transcription elongation by RNA polymerase II
Cellular component (GO): FACT complex
Molecular function (GO): nucleosome binding
Source: RefSeq, a predicted model, not a curated record
UUCAACAAUUUUUGGCAGACGCGAGUUGUCUGGAGGAAUUUUUGCAUAAAAUUACCGGCAUUUUAGCCUCAUUUUUGUAGUGAGCAUAGUGUUAAAAUCAGUAAUACAUAUAUAGAUAAUUGUUAGCGAUAAUUUGUGAAUUUACUUGCAGUUCGCGAAAGUGUAUUUCACCACUUUUGUUUAUCAUCAAUUUAUUUUACAUUCAUUUCUUCUAUUAAACAAACGUGCUGAUACAGUGACUGGCCUGAAGGAUCAGCAGCUGCAAAAUGUCUAAUUACGUUUUAGACAAAGACACGUUUUUGCGCCGAAUUAAAAGAUUAUAUUCGGAAUGGCGGGAACCAACAUUGGCACAUGAUGAUAUAUUGAAAAAAGUGGACUGCAUUAUGUGUGUUGUGGGUGUUGAUGAAGAUAUAGUUUACUCCAAGUCGCGGGCGCUGGAGAUAUGGCUGUUGGGCUAUGAACUCACCGAUACUAUAUCUAUUUUUACUAAAGACUCAGUAUAUUUUCUGGCAAGUAAAAAAAAGAUUGAAUUUCUAAAGCAGAUUGAAAAUUGUAAGGAGGAUGGUGUUCCUGAUAUUAAACUAUUGCUGCGCGAUAGGAAUAACAAAGAUAAGGAUAAUUUCGAUAAGUUGAAAGAAGCGAUGAAAUCAUCUAAUAAAGGCAAAACGUUGGGAGUAUUCGCCAAAGAUCUAGCUUCUAGUGAAUUUUGUGAUUCUUGGAAAGCUGCUCUAAAGAGUGAGAGCUUUGAAAAUAUAGACGUUGGUGCCCCAUUAGCGUACAUUAUGUGCACAAAGGAUGAAUCUGAAAUUAAUAAUAUUCGAAAAGCAUCACUUGUAUCUGUGGAUAUAUUUAACAAAUAUUUGAAAGACGAAAUCAUGGAUAUUAUUGACUCUGAUAAGAAAAUAAAACAUUCUAAACUCUCAGAAGGUGUUGAAUCAGCACUUACCGACAAGAAAUACGUUUCUGGUGUAGAUACUUCGGUAUUAGAAAUGUGUUAUACUCCCAUCAUUCAAUCUGGUGGGUCUUACAGUUUGAAAUUUUCGGCCCUAAGUGACAAAAAUUAUUUGCAUUUUGGAGCUAUUGUUUGCUCCUUGGGUGCGCGUUACAAAUUUUAUUGCUCAAAUAUAUCACGUACUUUUUUGGUGAACCCCACCGAUACCAUGCAAGAAAAUUACAAUUUCCUUGUUAACGUGCAAGAGGAAAUUUUAAAACUCUUAAAACCUGGCGCCAAGUUGAAUGAAAUAUACGAUACCACAGUGGAAUAUAUAAAGAAAGAGAAGCCAAAAUUACAGGACAACUUUACUAAAACUUUUGGUUUUGCCAUGGGCAUUGAGUUUCGUGAGAACUCAAUAGUUAUAGGACCAAAAUGUCAUGCUGAAGUACGGAAGAAUAUGGUAUUCAAUGUGAACGUUGGUAUAGCUAACCUCACCAAUACAGAAGCCUCUGAGAAGGAAGGCAAAACAUACGCUCUAUUCGUUGGCGAUACUGUGCUAGUUGGAGACACUGCACCGGCUAAUAUAAUGACACCAUCAAAGAAGAAGAUAAAAAAUAUUGGAAUUUUUAUAAAAGAUGAUAGCGAAGAGGAAGAUGGUGAUGAAAAAGAAGAGGUUAAGGAAGACAAAAGCUCGGAGAUACUUGGUCGAAGCAAACGUAAUGCUGUACUUGAAAAUAAAUUACGUACGGAAACUAACACGGAGGAAAAACGUAAGCAACAUCAAAAAGAGUUAGCUCAACUUCUGAAUGAAAAAGCAAAAGAACGUUUGGCCAAGCAGGGUGAAUCUAAGGAAGUCGAAAAAGUGCGAAAGAACACCGUCUCUUAUAAAUCUGUCAGUCAAAUGCCGCGAGAACCUGAAGUAAAGGAACUAAAAUUAUAUGUUGACAAAAAGUAUGAAACGGUCAUACUACCAAUUUUUGGCAUACCAGUUCCCUUCCACAUUUCCACAAUCAAAAACAUUUCCCAGUCGGUUGAGGGCGAGUACACAUACCUACGUAUCAAUUUCUUUCACCCGGGAGCAACGAUGGGUCGCAAUGAGGGCGGCCUAUACCCGCAACCAGAGGCGACAUUCCUUAAGGAAGUCACCUAUCGUUCUUCUAACGUGAAAGAACACGGCGAAGUAACUGCACCAUCAGCAAAUCUAAACAAUACCUUCCGCCUUAUUAAGGAAGUUCAGAAACGAUUUAAGACGCGCGAAGCCGAAGAACGUGAAAAAGAAGAUCUCGUCAAGCAAGAUACACUGAUUUUAUCGCAGAAUAAGGGUAAUCCUAAACUGAAAGAUCUAUACAUACGUCCAAAUAUUGUAACCAAACGUAUGACUGGUAGUUUGGAGGCGCACACAAAUGGCUUUCGCUACGUUUCUGUGCGCGGUGAUAAAGUUGACAUACUCUAUAACAACAUUAAAAGUGCUUUCUUCCAACCCUGUGAUGGUGAAAUGAUAAUUUUGUUGCAUUUUCAUCUUAAACACGCCAUUAUGUUUGGCAAGAAGAAGCAUGUAGAUGUCCAAUUCUAUACAGAGGUUGGCGAGAUCACCACCGAUUUGGGCAAGCAUCAGCACAUGCAUGAUCGUGAUGAUCUAGCAGCUGAACAGGCGGAGCGCGAAUUGCGACAUAAAUUGAAAACGGCAUUCAAGAGUUUCUGCGAGAAAGUCGAGUCUAUGACCAAGCAACAGGUUGAGUUCGACACGCCAUUCCGUGAAUUGGGUUUCCCUGGUGCACCUUUUCGCAGUACAGUUACUUUGCAGCCAACUUCAGGCAGCUUGGUGAACCUGACAGAGUGGCCACCAUUCGUUAUAACACUCGAUGAUGUCGAAUUGGUUCAUUUCGAGCGUGUACAGUUUCAUCUUCGAAAUUUCGAUAUGAUUUUCGUUUUCAAAGACUACCAGAGAAAGGUUGCUAUGGUAAAUGCCAUUCCAAUGAAUUUGCUAGAUCACGUGAAGGAGUGGUUGAAUUCGUGUGAUAUCCGCUACUCGGAAGGUAUCCAGUCUUUGAAUUGGGCAAAGAUUAUGAAAACGAUCACAGAUGAUCCGGAGGGAUUUUUUGAGCAAGGCGGUUGGACGUUCUUAGACGCCGAUUCGGGUAGUGAAGAUGAAAAUGAGGAAGAGGAAUCUGAAGAGGAUGAGGCGUAUGAGCCUACUGAUAUCGAAUCUGACGAAGAGUCAGAUGAAGAUGAUUCAGAAUAUUCAGAGGCAUCUGAGGAUGAGAGCGAUGAUAGUGAAGAACUUGGCUCUGAUGAGGAGUCGGGUAAGGAUUGGUCAGAUUUGGAGCGUGAGGCUGCAGAGGAGGACCGCAAUCAGGAGUAUACAGAUGAUAAACCCAAUGGCAAACAUUUUGAUUCAAAGAAACACUCGAAAAGUUCAAAACAUAGUCGCAGAGAUCGUGAAGUGCAACUUCGACAAAGUAAAAAGAGUAAAAGUACUGCCUCCACUUCAAACUCAUCACAUUCAAAAUCUGCCAAGUAUGCCAGUUCGAGCGGGCAUAGCUCCAAGGAUAAACAUCAUGAUCGCAGUCGUGACAAGCAUCAUUCCUCAUCGUCGUCGCACAAGGACAGGAGCAAAGAUAAGGGCAGUCAUCAUAGCAGCAGCAGUAGCCACAAGCGGUCGCGCGAUGAUAGUCGAGACCAUGGACACAAAUCGAAGAAAUCUCGUCACUGAGCCCACACACACACACACGCGCAAGAACGGCGUAGCACAUACAAUUACAAAUAGCCCAAAAUGUCCCACAGAAUGAAUGAAUACCUUGUAAUGCACU